AUGAAGCUCCUCUCCCUCUUCGCGCUCUGCGCAACCACCGUCAGUGGCCUCGUCUUCGAUUCCCCCGCCCACCAACCUCCAGGCGCAAACGUAUAUCCCGUGAACGAUCAAGCUGGGCUCAGAAGAAUCGGUGCCCAUCACCCAAAGCACCCUGAUAGACGAACGGUGACUAUCCGACCCUCGCACAACGAUACUGACGACAUUUCGGCCGAUUUCCUCUGGGGUAUUCGUCGGGCAAACCAUGGCGGAAGACUCCUCCUCAAGAAGGGCGAGAAAUACGUUAUUGGCAGGAAACUCGACCUGACAUUUUUGGAUAAUAUUGAAGUGCAAUUGGAUGGAGAGCUGAAGUUCACGGAUGAUGUGCCGUACUGGCAAGAAAACUACUUCUGGUAUGACUUCCAAAAGUCGAUUACGUUUUGGCGAUGGGGAGGGCGCGAUGUCAGCAUCUUCGGCAGCGGGACGUUGAAUGGGAACGGUCAGCGCUGGUAUAAUGGGUUCGCUGGGCAGUCGAUUCUGGACCCCGACAAUGAAUACUAUCGGCCCAUUCUCUUCGUAGCGGAGAAUAUCACGCGUCUGUCUGUUGAGGGGAUCACGCAACUUAACUCGCCUUGCUGGACCAAUUUCUUCGUCAACAGCAAUGAUGUCUCUUUUGACAAUGUUUAUAUCAACGCGUUUUCCACAAAUGCCUCAGACUCGACUGACCCUGAACUCCAGGCCGAACCCAAAAACACAGACGGAUUCGACUCCCUCAAUGUCAACGGGCUAUCGGUAACUAACACCCGCAUUGACGUCGGAGAUGACUGUUUCUCCCCAAAGCCCAAUACAUCCAAUAUAUUCGUCCAGAAUCUGUGGUGCAAUAACACCCACGGGGUAUCCAUGGGCAGUAUCGGACAGUAUCCGGGUGUCCUAGAUAUUAUCGAGCACGCUUAUAUUGAGAACGUUACACUUCUUAACGGAGAGAACGGCGCGCGCCUCAAAGCCUGGGCCGGCGAAGGUGUCGGCUACGGCCGUAUCAACAACAUUACAUACAAAAACAUCCACAUCGAAAAUACGGACUAUCCAAUCCUUCUAGACCAGUGUUACUUCAAUAUUCCCUCAGACGAGUGCGCGAGCCACCCAUCCCAUGUGAACGUGACAGAUAUUGUCUUUGAGAAUGUGUCGGGCACGUCGUCUGGCGCCGAGGGAGAUUUGGUUGCGGAGUUAAUUUGUUCGCCGAAUGCAGUAUGUGAGGGCAUUGAGUUGAAAAAUAUAGAUCUCGCUACGCCAAAUGGUGAGGAUGGUGUUGUUAUUUGUGAAGGGGUCACUGGAGGCGUUGGAGUUGAGUGCCAAUCUUCCAAAUAG
This is a messenger RNA of Aspergillus versicolor CBS 583.65, 1341 nucleotides long. It is a transcript of the gene pgxB, whose product is annotated as putative extracellular exo-polygalacturonase. The record is from RefSeq and is a predicted model, not a curated record. The coding region runs from base 1 to 1341 and encodes 446 amino acids. NCBI's taxonomy places the organism in Eukaryota, Fungi, Ascomycota, Eurotiomycetes, Eurotiales, Aspergillaceae. Gene Ontology annotation, molecular function: polygalacturonase activity. Gene Ontology annotation, biological process: carbohydrate metabolic process. The transcript is spliced from 5 exons.